Molecule: messenger RNA, 2205 nt
Organism: Capsicum annuum
Lineage: Eukaryota; Viridiplantae; Streptophyta; Magnoliopsida; Solanales; Solanaceae
Product: protein CURVATURE THYLAKOID 1B, chloroplastic
Exons: 6
Coding region: 1514-1948 (144 amino acids)
Cellular component (GO): thylakoid; chloroplast thylakoid membrane
Source: RefSeq, a predicted model, not a curated record
AUGGAUGCCUAGCAUCUCAAAAGUUUGUCCCUAUCUCCUCUCUCCACUCAUUAUUUUAUUUCCAUCACAAAUUUCCACAAACUUCUCUCUCCUUCUAGGCUAAGAGUUUUAUCUAAUUGCUCUUAACAUUUUCUUUCUGCUUCUAUUCUAAAUUUCAUCUAUCUUUGAGUAGAUAAAGACUGUUGUAGCUGUCGGGUUUGCUAGAGAAGCAAUUUGGUGGAUUUUGUUGGUGAUUGAAGUGAUGGAAGUUGUAACAAACUCUCGAAUCCCGAAUCCUAAAGCAAAUCCACUCUAUUGUUGGACUGUAACUUCACCUCAGGUUGAAGUUCUAAGCCCAUAACAGUUCAUAAUAAGAGCUUUGGUUGAGUUGGGGUUAGAUUUCAGCGAUGCAGGUGAAGGGGAUGGGAAAAAUUACAUUUCAGCGAUGGAGGUGAAGGGGAUGGGAAAAAUUACAGGAUACAAUGAAUCUUAUGCUUGGAUAGAUGACACAGCAGCUUCAUUGAUGAAUAGAACAGCAACAACGACUUUCUCUUCUCUAGAGCCGUCCAAAAGUCUAUUGAUUCCCAAUUUUGGUAUAACCUCAAGACUAUUUAUUGCUUAUCUUAUGUAAUGUUUGAAAUUUAUGUCUUUGCGGUACACCAGUUCUUUUUUGAAUGAUGAAUUUGGUAUGUGUUCUUUCUCAAAUUAAUUUAAUUUACUCCUCUACGUUUGCUGAUAUGUUCAUAAGAGAAUCAUUUAUCAUAAUGACCUGCUUAUACAUCACAUAAGAGGAGUUAAAAUUCAUUUCAGAAAGACAUAGUUUUUAUUUUUUGUAGCGAUGAUCAUGAUAUUUCAUUUAUUAGGAUAUCAAUUUUUUGUUUUUAGUACUCUUUUUCCCCUUUCUGUUGACUGAUAUAAAAUUAUAGUUUGUUUGAACAAUAAUGAUCAAAUCUCUACUUCAUUUAAGGUUUAAUAACUUUUACGAGCAGCAAAUGUUGGUGGCUUCUACGUAGCUAUACAUUUUUUACCUCCUUUUAAGGUUAUUCUACUCCAAUUCCAUUUCAUUGGCUCACUGUGGGGAUGGUUGCGAUGAAUUCUUUGAGCUUAAGCUGAUGGGAGAACAAAAGCAGUGCCUCUAAAGCUAGGGAGCCAGGGGUAAAGCUACAUACAUACCACUCUACCUAGAUCCCACUUAUGGAAUUACUAAUAGAUAGAUGAUCUUUCAAUCCUAUAAUUAGAAAGUAGCUUCUCUGUCGUAUGGAAUGCUCAAUCAAAAACAUAGUAUAAGAUGUUAUGUUAUACUAUACGACAGUGACAAAAACAUAGUUUUUUUUUAAAUGGGUAACUUUAAAACGUAGUUAAAGAUAUACUUUAAACUUUGUAAAGUUGUAAUGUAGUAGAUCAAAGAUUCAAGAAAAUGCGUGUAAACUAGAAUGGAGGAAGUAAUUUGCACUUUAUACUAAAAGUUAAUUGUGUCUUUUGUUAAAGAAUAUUGGAUACUCUGCUCACUCAUUGCCUUAAAGUUUUGCAUUGGAUGUUUAAAUUAUUUAAUACCUUUGUAAUUUCUUUGAUGUGGAUGAGCUGUGAUGCUGGUAGAAAGAUGGAAAGGAAUGUUGUCUCAGUGGCAACAUCAACUGGAGAAGUUGUCACAGCAGAGCCCACAACAACUGAAAUGGCAACCACUAAGCUGCCAUCAAAGCUUGUCCAAAAAAUUCAAGAAGUUUGGAACAAAGUUGAUGAUAAGUACGCAGUCAGUUCAUUGGGUGUUGCUGCAUUUAUUCUGCUUUGGAGCUCUACAAGAGUGAUCUCGGCAAUUGACAGGCUUCCUUUAAUUCCUAGUGUCCUUAAGCUUGUAGGAAUUGGUUACACCGGUUGGUUUGCCUACAAGAACUUGAUCUUCAAACCCAACAGAGAAGUUUUGAUAGCAAAGAUCAAGGAUUUGUACAAGUAUAUUAUUGAAAGCAGCUAAAAGGGAAAUAGAGUCCCGAUGAUGCUGCAGAGACAUGGUCAAAAUAGAUUUCAGUUGAGCAAUCUUGUUGCUUUGCUCUUCAACCUGUAAACUCUGCUUCAUUGUUUUGCUGUCUUUUUAUUCUAACAUAAUAAAACCCAACUGAACUAUGUCUAUAUAUGUGCUUAUCUGUACAUUGUCUUAUCAUUUUCUCACCUUCAAUAUGUUUUCUUUAGCAGUUGGAAGUUAAUGUAUAUCAAUGCUGUCAAGUUUUUCCA